GUUUCCCGCCAAUUGAGGUGUUUGGUUCUUUUGGCGGGAAGCGGUGGAGUAGUGGGGCCAAAGGGCCGCGGUGUUUCGUCGCACUAUAAUUAUAUCACUAUCCUAAUUCUGGAAGGAGGAGGAGGAAGAGGAGGGGGAGGAGGAAGAGGACGAAGCAUAGGAAGAAGAGGAGGAGGAGGAGGACGAAGCAUAGGAAGAAGAGGAGGAGGAGGAGGAGGAGGAGGAGGAGGAGGAGGAGGAGGAGGACUGACGAGGGAGGUAUUGGAUUGAUGGUUUGUUGUUGAUGUCCCCCGCACUGUGAUUAUCACUACCUGUCCC
Messenger RNA from Chara braunii, 318 nucleotides. The record is from the annotation of a GenBank genome assembly. NCBI's taxonomy places the organism in Eukaryota, Viridiplantae, Streptophyta, Charophyceae, Charales, Characeae.